CAAAACUGAUAGUUCCCAUCUGCUACGUUUGUACAAAAUGGGUAACACUGACUCAAAAUUAAAUUUUCGUAAAGCUGUUGUUGAACUGACAACUAAAACACAGCCAGUUGAGGCAAACGAUCAGGGUUUUUGGGAGCAAUUUUGGACUGAUGCUGGAAUCCAAUGCGUUCAAGAUGUCUUUGCGCUUAUUCCCGCAGCAGAAAUAAGGGCGUUAAGGGAAGAAAGUCCUUCGAAUUUAGCGACACUAUGCUAUAAAGCUGUCGAGAAAUUAGUCUCAGCUUCGGAAAAUGGCUGCAGAACUAAUAAAGAACAACAAACUGUUAUGAAUUGUGUAAGGCUUCUGACGCGAAUCCUUCCAUACAUAUUCGAGGAUCCAGAUUGGAGGGGAUUUUUUUGGAAUACCUUACCAGGCCAAGAGCAAAGCGACGAAGAGAACGAAUCACUACCGUUAGCCCAGUCACUCUUAAAUGCCCUGUGUGAUUUGCUCUUCUGUCCUGAUUUUACUGUUUCAUCUUCAUCGAAAAGAGGUCAACCAGAUUCACCAGAAGAUGUGCGAACAAUCGAUUCUUGUGAAUACAUUUGGGAGGCGGGAGUUGGUUUUGCUCACUCGCCCCCUCAAAAUUCGACACACGAUCAAAAUCGGACGGAAAUUUUAAAGCUUAUUUUAACAACAUUUUCAGAAACGAUGUACGUUCCAGCUGCUUCUGAUAAUCAAGCGCAAUACAAUCAAUGGAUUUCGUAUUUGACUUCUACGGAAAAUCGACACGCCUUACCAUUGUUUACAUCGAUUUUAAACGUAAUUUGUGGUUAUGAUCCAGUGGGAUACGGCGUUCCCUAUAAUCACUUAAUGUUUAACGAUUCGCGUGAACCCCUAGUAGAAACUGCCUUACAAUUACUAUGUGUUACCUUGGAUAAUACCGUAUCCUCCUGUUCACAAGAAGGACAAAACUCUGAAACAAAUGGACCUGAUAAUUUAUUUAUCAAUUAUUUGUCGAGAGUUCAUCGAGAAGAAGAUUUCGCUUUUAUCCUUAAAGGAAUAACUAAACUCUUAAACAAUCCCCUGAUACAGACAUACUUGCCCGGAAGUUGUAAAAAAGUACAAUUUCAUCAAGAACUAUUCGUCUUAUUCUGGAGAACUUGCGAUAUAAAUAAGAAAUUUAUGUUUUAUGUUUUAAAAUCAUCUGAUGUCUUGGAUAUUCUCGUACCAAUACUUUAUCAUUUAAACGAAUCCAGAGCUGAUCAAUCUAAGGUUGGACUAAUGCAUAUUGCUGUUUUCAUUCUACUGCUAUUAAGUGGAGAAAGAAACUUUGGAGUUCGAUUGAAUAAACCAUACUCAAUUCGUGUUCCAAUGGAUAUACCAGUUUUUACUGGUACUCAUGCGGAUUUCUUAAUAAUAGUCUUCCAUAAAAUUAUUACUACGGGACACCAACGUCUUCAACCACUUUUCGACUGUCUGUUGACAAUCAUAGUGAAUGUUUCACCAUAUUUGAAAACUUUAUCUAUGGUGGCAGCUAAUAAACUCUUACAUUUAUUGGAAGCCUUUUCAACCCCUUGGUUCCUCUACGCUUCUCCUACAAAUCAUCAUUUGGUAUUUUUCCUAUUAGAGAUAUUCAACAAUGUUAUUCAAUAUCAAUUUGAUGGAAAUUCUAAUCUAGUCUACACAAUAAUUAGAAAACGCAAUGUUUUUCAUCAAUUGGCUAACUUACCAUCGGAUCAUUUGAAUAUAUCCAAGGCUUUGGCCAAAAGAAAUAAGAGAAAUAUUCCAGGAAAUGUCUCGAAUGAUAUUCAAAAAUCUAUGGAAGGUUCAAGACCAGCAACGGACGCUCAACCGGGGACUUUAAAGGCUACUUUGGCUGCUACUCCAGGAAUUGAAAAUAUGACUGAAAAAGCUCCAGCCUCAGACGCCCAUAAAGAAGAAGAGGAACAGAAUGCAGAAAGAGAUCCCGAACAAGAAGAAGAAGAUACUUCCAGCGAUAUUGAGCCUAACAGAGAAAGCCCUAUACCGACCAUGCCAACAAUGCCGACUAGUAACUCUCCGAUCCCAAUGCCUACUCCAAAUUUUCCAGAUAAUGUUGAAACAGUUCAGAGUUGGCUACCAUCUCCAGAAUGGGUACAGAGUUGGAAACAAAAGCUACCCUUACAGACAAUUAUGCGUCUGUUGCAAGUCUUAGUACCACAAGUUGAGAAAAUCUGCAUUGAUAAGGGCUUGACUGAUGAAAGUGAAAUUCUACGAUUUCUUCAACAUGGCACUCUAGUUGGACUCUUACCAGUGCCACAUCCAAUUCUAAUUAGAAAGUACCAAGCCAAUAGCGGUACCACAAUGUGGUUCAGAACAUACAUGUGGGGAGUCAUCUAUUUAAGAAAUGUCGAUCCUCCAAUCUGGUAUGACACAGAUGUUAAACUAUUUGAAAUUCAAAGAGUUUAAAUAAAACAAAAAAAAUCUGCUAUUAGUAUUCUAAAUGUAUUGUUUAAUUGUUGUAAUUGUCCUUUUUCGUCAAUCGUUCCGAUAAACAAGCAAAAAUUAUUAAAUGGGCCUAAAACAAUAAUCCUAUUUGUUUAUUUAAUAUUUAAUUCAAUAACUAAUAAAUUAUCAUAUUCAAAG
Molecule: messenger RNA, 2602 nt
Organism: Dimorphilus gyrociliatus
Lineage: Eukaryota; Metazoa; Annelida; Polychaeta; Dinophilidae
Source: the annotation of a GenBank genome assembly